Naegleria fowleri is the source of this 882-nucleotide messenger RNA. RefSeq lists its product as uncharacterized. The record is from RefSeq and is a predicted model, not a curated record. NCBI's taxonomy places the organism in Eukaryota, Heterolobosea, Eutetramitea, Acrasida, Naegleriidae. The transcript has a single exon. Bases 1 to 882 code for a protein of 293 amino acids.
AUGUCGGAACACACACAAACAGCACUUUCCUCUUCUCAAACUUCAUCAAACCCCCCUAUUGAAAAAUCCCUCGAUUAUCACCUUCUUCUACACUUUUAUAGUCAAUAUGAUAGUCUCGGACACUUUUUAUAUGAUACUCGUGAACGAAGAUAUGCAACCUGUAAAGAGUAUUUGAAUCGUUUGAGUGAGGUUGCCGAGAUGAGUAAUUACGAAGUUAGUCCAACGAUGGUUCGGAGAGCUCUCUAUAUUUACUACUCGUGUUUGACUGGACAUUUGUUGGAUCCUGUAAGAGCAUCAAAAUUAGCUUCGUGUGUGGAGUCAUUACAAACAAAGGAUCAUAUAUUUAAAUGUAAAGAUGAAAUUUUGCAGAAUAAGGUUUUUGUGGAGACAAAAGUUUUGGAUCAAGUUUGGCAAAUUGAAAAUAGGAAAUACAAUUUAGAGGAAAAGAUACCAAAAUGUGAUGCCAAGUGUUCUGAAUGGUUUUAUAAACUGGGGCUGUGCAAUAGAUUUUUGAAAGCAAGACGUAUAAAGAAGGAGACAGAUGUUGCCUUCAGUGAGGCAGCAGAAACAGAAAUUGAAGAAGGAAAGAAGUAUUAUGCUGUCUGUGAUGAAUUUAAAAAGAAGGCUGUAAAUUGUGUUGGAGAAGUAUUUUGCGAGAAUCAAGAAAAGGAAUUGAAAGAAUGUUUAUCGAAAAGUUCGUUUCUGCAUGGCUGUGAAGAUGAAGAGAAGGCUCUCAAAAAGUGUUCCCAUUACAAUUAUGCCCUCAUGAAUCACCUCAAAUUCAGAAAGAAUCACAUCAAGAAGCCAAAUAGUUCAGAGGGCACUUCUGCAGGAACAUCUGCGAACGACCAAGAUGACGAGCCAAAUGUGAUCGAUGAAUGA